ACGUUCUGAAAAGAUGAAAAAAGAUAUUGGAUAAUAUUGAGGAAGAUGCCACAAAAAGAACUUUAGGAGGCCAAUGUCACUGAAAGUGCAUAAAUUUGCAGGCGAUAUUCUGCAUUGUAAACGCUGAAGGCAGAGAGAGAGAAAAUCUGUGGGCAGUUGGAAAUGUCAAUUCUCCAACAGCGACAGGGGAUAAAUUUACUCGAAGAGUGAAAGUGAUCAUCAGUCAAAACAACCUUCUUGUGUGGACUGGACGCACUUUAGUGCUAAAGUGACACACAGCACAAUGGGCAGUUGGGUGGAACAGACGGUGAGCAGAUUUCGGGGAUUGGAUUUGCAACGCCUCAGCAUCGAUGAGGCCUUUGUCAACGUGUCCUCGCGCCUCCAGACGCCCGUCUGGAUGUACUCCCUGUCCGACGAAUGCCAUCGCUGCCCGUACAGUCGCGUCCAGGAGAUCCGCCGUCAGCAUGUUCUGCGCGUGUCCACGAAGUAUGGUGUGAACUGGAGGUUCUUUGACAAGGACGUGGGGCCUUACACACUGGAGGCGUCCACGGAGGCGCGUGUUGUGUGCGAUCUGCGACCGGAUAUGGGGGAGUUUGGCGUGUAUGAUGUGCUCAUUGAUGACACGGAGAAGUGCGCUGUGACCACUGCUCUCGAGCCAGUCAACAUUUAUUUGCCCUUCGUAGUCUUCAUCAUUAUUCUACUGUGUUUGAUUAUCUCAAUCCGAGGCAUUUGCAUCGCCAAGCACUACUAUCGUCGAAGAUCAGAGGAAAAUGCCGAGGAGGAACAACAGGCAAGCAGCGAAAUACCAGCCAGAAGGAGACUGCGAAGUCUGGACACAUUCCGUGGUCUGUGCAUAGUGUUGAUGGUGUUCGUCAACAGCGGAGCCGGUGGAUAUACACAAUUGGAGCACGCCACAUGGAAUGGUAUCCACUUUGCUGACGUCAUCUUUCCCUGGUUUCUCUGGAUCAUGGGUGUUUGCAUUCCGAUGUCAGUGAAAUCUCAGCUGGUGCGCAAUGCCACGAAGAAGGAUAUGUUGCUGAAUGUGCUCAGGAGAUCUAUUACUCUCUUCGCCAUUGGUGUGUGCCUGAACACAAUUUGGGGAGCACAACUGGAGAAUUUGCGCAUAUUUGGAGUACUGCAGAGAUUUGGCGUGGCGUAUUUCGUCGUGGCCAGUCUUCACAUUAUCUUCAGGAAAAUCGGAAGUCUUCCGCCGCAGAAUGCGAUUGCGAGAGCGGUUUAUGAUAUCAGAUUACUACUAGCUGAGUGGGGAGUGAUGUUGCUCAUUGUAGCUGUGCAUCUGAUCCUUGCCUUUGGCUUGUCGGUGCCUGGGUGUGGACGUGGAUAUCUGGGUCCAGGAGGAAUGCAUGAAAUGCUGAGAUACAAUCACUGCAUCGGGGGAGCAACGGGAUACAUUGAUAGGCUGAUAUUGACCACAAGUCAUAUUUAUCAGCAUCCGACUGCGGUGAAGGUGUACGGAUCGAGUGCAUUUGAUCCAGAAGGGGCUUUCGGAUGUCUCCUGACAAUCUUCCAAGUAUUUCUGGGCGUGCAGUGUGGCGCAAUCUUGCUGGUGCACUCGGAUUGGCGAUCAAGGGUGAAGCGCUGGACAGUGUGGGGUGCUGUGCUGGGAAUUGUCGGUGCGGCGCUGUGUGAAUUCAAGAAAGAGGACGGACUGAUUCCGAUCAACAAGAAUAUGUGGUCAUUGUCAUUCGUGCUUGUGACCUCAGGACUAGCUUUCAUCCUUCUGGCCGCCAUGUAUGUGGUAGUGGACGUGAGAGCGAUCUGGCGAGGAGCUCCGCUGGUGUAUGCAGGAAUGAACGCCAUCGCAAUCUAUGUGGGGCACCAGGUGUUCCACAAGAUGCUACCUUGGCACUGGAGCAUCGGCGCCAUGAAUACCCACUUCGUGCGUCUGUUGGAAAGUGGCUGGACGACGGCGCUGUGGGUGGGAAUUGCAUAUUAUCUGUACAAGCGAAAACUCUUCUACAGCGUGUGAAACCGCAGUAUUUCUCUCUCUUACCUUCUCGUAAGCUACCCAAGUAGAAAGCUCCUUUUGUUGCAAUUCUUUUUCAAUACAAUAUCUUUUUUUGUACAUGGGUAAUUCCACAUUAGUUUC
Phlebotomus argentipes is the source of this 2110-nucleotide messenger RNA. RefSeq names its product heparan-alpha-glucosaminide N-acetyltransferase-like. The record is from RefSeq and is a predicted model, not a curated record. The transcript has 4 exons. Lineage: Eukaryota; Metazoa; Arthropoda; Insecta; Diptera; Psychodidae. Bases 284 to 1990 code for a protein of 568 amino acids.